Nematocida ausubeli is the source of this 750-nucleotide messenger RNA. RefSeq lists its product as uncharacterized. Gene Ontology annotation, biological process: RNA polymerase II preinitiation complex assembly; transcription initiation at RNA polymerase II promoter. Bases 1 to 750 code for a protein of 249 amino acids. Gene Ontology annotation, molecular function: RNA polymerase II general transcription initiation factor activity. The record is from RefSeq and is a predicted model, not a curated record. The transcript has a single exon. Lineage: Eukaryota; Fungi; Microsporidia. Gene Ontology annotation, cellular component: transcription factor TFIID complex.
AUGGAAGACCAGUUUAUUAUAAGGCCGCCUGAAAGCAUACGAAGAAAAGUCAGCGAGGACGUUAAAAAAGGGCUGAUCCAUAAGCUGGUGAUAAAAAUGGUUGGUGCCAAGGAGGGAACACUAACGUACGAGAACAAGACGUACAGAGGAAUCAUAAUUGAUCUUCCAUGCAUAAUUGAGUCGCACAAGACACUGGACAAUAGGCAGUUUAUAAAAAUAGCCGACAUAUCCAAAAUGUUCAUAUUCACAGACAAGGAUAUUGAUCUAUCAGAGCUGGAGAAGGAAAGCAUAUCAGGAAUCACACCACCCAUGAAGUACGUGAAAACAAGAAGAUUCAGAAAAAGGCUGACGAAGGCACCAAUAGUUGAGGAAAUAGAGAACGAAGUGGCUGCGCUUCUGGAGAAGGACAAAGAGGCAAUUCGGGUGGAUGUCCAGAUACUUAACAAGGAUGGAAGCGAGGAGGAAGAAGAGGAUACAUCUUCACUUGCAGCAGAAAUAGAGCUGAACCUCCUGGAAAGCGAGAAGAACGUGCAGGCCACCAUAGAGGUAGAGAUAGACAGCAACACAGAGGAGAGAAGAGAGAAGGAGAGGCUUAUUCAGGAGAUUAUGGAUAAAAUCAAGGAGAAGAAGGAGCAGGUGGAAAGAAUUACAAAUCCCAUUCUUAAGAAGAGAUUCUAUGAGAGCAUACAGCAAUUAGAGAAAGAGAAAGAUGAGAUCCAGAAGGAACUAGAUAGAAUGGAUAAUAAGUAG